CUUAAAGAAGAAGAUCCGAGCGAUACAGAGAGUCUAGCAGCAAUUUGUCCUUCAGGGGAGGAGAUCAUACAUCUGGACCUGGAGAAGCUGCAGGCCGGAGGUCUGGGGUUCUCUGUGAUUGGAGGAGAGAGGGGGAUCUUUGUGAAGUCCAUCACCCCGGGAGGACUAGCAGAGACCUCCAGGGAACUGCAAGUGGGAGACCGGCUGCUGAAAGUGAAAGAGGAACUCAUGACCGGCGUGUCCCACACCAAAGCCGUCACCACCAUCCGUAAAGCUAAAGGCCCGGUGCAUCUCAUCGUGUCCAGACCGCCCGACCAGAACCCAAACACCUACAUGGCCUAUCUGCCCAUCAACUCGGACAAGUGCAAUGGAAACACAGAUGUGAGUGAGGACAGUGGAGCAAAGACUCUGUUUCCUCUCCGUAAUGAGCUGAAACCCGGCAGCUGCCCUGUUCUACCACCAAUAGACUAUGAAGAGGAUCCACUCGGACACAAGAGAGAGACGCAGCACAGCGCAGAGCUUUCCGAGGACACCGACUGCGACGGCUCUUCUUUACCCGAAGACUCCCCUGAGAGUUCCAGGGAAGUGGAAGUGGAAGACGAUCCGAGGAAUGAAAACUAUCUGCAAAUGAGUGUUGGACAGCAGGAGGAAGAUGAGAUCACGUGGGGGAGUGAUGAGCUGCCAAUUGAAAACAUGAACUCUGAAUCGAGAGACGACGAGCCAAUCAUCACCGAGGAUGAGCUGACCUCUUUGCCCCUCAUCAAGGUGGUCCCCGAUGGCCAGUACACGGGCCCGCAUCUCAACACUGUGGUCCGCAUGAUGAGGGGCCUUCUGGAGCAGAAGGUCCCGCUGCAGGAGUUCGAUAAUCUUCAGAACCUCCAGCCGCUGGACGACUGUUUGAUCGGUCAUACGAAGGAGAACAAGAAGAAGAACCGCUACAAGAACAUCGUUCCCUUCGACACGACUCGAGUUGUGCUGGGCCGAGACGGCGGCUACAUCAACGCCAACUUCAUCAACAUGUCCGUGAAGGAGGAGAACUACAUGUACAUCGCAUGUCAGGGGCCCUUACCCACGACUCUGGGGGACUUUUGGCAAAUGGUCUGGGAGCAGAAGUCCAACGUCAUCGCCAUGAUGACCCAGGAAGUCGAGGGCGGGAAGGUGAAAUGUCAGCGGUACUGGCCGGACACGCCGAGGACGGCGGAGAUGGUGGACGACCGGUUGCAGAUCACGCUGAUCAAAGACCAAUACCUCGACAACUUCGUCAUCCGACUCAUUGAAGUCAAAGAUGUCCAGACCAAUGAGAUACAGCACGUGACUCAUCUGAACUACACGGGCUGGCCGGACCACGGGACGCCCGAGCAGCCCGAGCAGCUGCUCACCUUCAUUUCCUACAUGAGGCACGUCCACCGAUCGGGGCCCAUCGUCUCCCACUGCAGCGCGGGCAUCGGCCGAUCGGGAACCCUCAUCUGUAUCGACGUGGUCCUGGGUCUCAUCAGUAAAGACGCCGAUUUUGACCUUUCAGAUGUGGUCAGGAACAUGAGGCUUCAGAGGCAGAGAAUGAUCCAGACAGAGGAGCAAUAUGUGUUCUACUAUCAAGUGAUCCUGUACGUCCUCAGAUGCCUUCAAGCGGAGGAAAACAUCUCUGGAUAGUCGCCGUCGUAAAGAGACUGAGUCACACAGAUCAAAACAAAAGUGGAGGAGCGUUGACACCGGCAGAAAUUGCCAAAUUACAUUCCAUGUUUUUUUUAAAUGCCUUAAAAUAUCCAGUUCCUUGAGAGUACAUCCUUUUAAAGAAGUCUAUAUUUUUAUGUUUUCUUUUUGAGUGCUCUCUCCCUCUAUCUUUCUCUCUUUCUCGCUCUCAUUGGCUGCUACUACUUUUCAAUGCAUUUAUGAGAACUGCUGAUUGUAUUUUCUUAUUGUCCCCCACAAGAGAACACUAAUAUAUAUUUAUUUUUUCACAAAUUCUUGGAUAUUUUAAAAAUAGUAAUGAAAGUGAUAAAUGAUUUCAUAUAUUAUGUGGAACAAAACUGUACUUGUGUAUUUUGAAUCCUACUUUGAUGCUGGAAUAUGCCUUGACAGAAUACUAUGUCAGUAUUUGCUUUGUAAAUCUAUUAUACAGUCAUUGCUUACUGCCUGAGGUAAAUGAUGAAAUUAAAAGUGUACAUAUUCAUCUCCUGAAAAUUAAACUGCCUACAUUUUAAGUGGAA
Messenger RNA from Pseudoliparis swirei, 2207 nucleotides. Its product is annotated as tyrosine-protein phosphatase non-receptor type 13-like. Gene Ontology annotation, molecular function: protein tyrosine phosphatase activity; phosphatidylinositol 3-kinase regulatory subunit binding. Gene Ontology annotation, biological process: peptidyl-tyrosine dephosphorylation. The transcript has 13 exons. The record is from RefSeq and is a predicted model, not a curated record. NCBI's taxonomy places the organism in Eukaryota, Metazoa, Chordata, Actinopteri, Perciformes, Liparidae. Bases 229 to 1650 code for a protein of 473 amino acids. Gene Ontology annotation, cellular component: nucleus; cytoplasm.